This is a messenger RNA of Impatiens glandulifera, 2986 nucleotides long. RefSeq lists its product as uncharacterized. The record is from RefSeq and is a predicted model, not a curated record. The coding region runs from base 43 to 2805 and encodes 920 amino acids. NCBI's taxonomy places the organism in Eukaryota, Viridiplantae, Streptophyta, Magnoliopsida, Ericales, Balsaminaceae. The transcript has 4 exons.
CAGUUAAAGCAUUAGCUGAACUGAAAUCUCAAUCUUUCUUCCAUGGCUGAGACGAGAAAUCCCUAUCACAAUCAUCCAUUGAAGCUACAACACCCUUUAAACGAAUAUGAUCUUUACUGCCACGGUUGCGACCGACACACCGUCGACGACAAGGGUCCAUUCUUCAAAUGUCUAGGUAAACUCUGCCCCUUCAAUCUUCACAAAUCAUGUGCUUCACUUCCCAAACAGAUAAUAUCUCAUUCCUUCCACCCAAAUCAUACACUCACUCUCCUCUCUCGUCCGCCCCACAACCGAGAAUCCUUCCAAUGCGACGCUUGCUUGAAGAACAACGGCGGCUUCACUUUUCAUUGCGCCGACUGCAAUUUCAACUUAGAUGUAUGUUGCUCUCAACUGAUCCCUAAAGAAAUUGUCAACGAGAAUAAUGGGUUUGAUGGGAAAUCACAUUCCUGGAUCAUUUGUAACAGUAACGACAAAUUUAAGGUAUUAUGCUCAGCCUGCAAGUUACCAGUUGAAAACCCUAUUUACGUUUGUUUAGAAUGUAAAUUGCUGAUGCAUAAAUCGUGUACCCAAUUGCCAAAAUCCAUUCGACACCCAUUUCACAAACCCCAUAGUUUAUUGCUGACGAGAUGGGUAGGGAACGAGGGCAAUGGGUUCUGUAGCGUCUGUUGGGACGUUUUAGACGACUCGAUCGGGUACUCUUGCGACGAAUGCAAGUUCAAAUUGGACAAGAAAUGCGCUUCACUUGUCGCCAAGACCUACGAAUUCCAUGACCAUCCUCUUGUUCUUGUGCCCACACUUAGUAUUUUCAAUUGUCAUAGGUGUGAGUGUGGAAAAUGUGUGCCCAUGUUGCAUUGUAUUGAUGAGGAUUGCGGGUUCAAUCUCCAUCUACAUUGUAUUCCUUCACUGCCUAGUGUUGUCAACUACGAAGGUCACAUUCAUCCUCUUACAUUAACGAAUACCCAAAUCAAAGACCACGAUGAUGAGGAAGGUUAUGAGGAGUUCUAUUGUGAUGCUUGUGAGGAACUUAGGUUAUUGCCUGAUCCUACUUAUUAUUGCGAAGAAUGCCACUAUGUUGCUCAUGUUCGAUGCUUAAUCUCUGAUGAAGAGGUUCUUGCAUUAGGAAAAGAACUCGUUGAUCUAUCCUUAGAUGUUAGCAUUUCGACGGAAGGAAGUGUGGAGGAGGGCUUGUCGAAGGAGAGUGAUAACUAUAAUGGUUUUCCCACCACAAAGUUGGAGAAAGAGAUAAAAUCAGUGAUUUUAGAAAUAGAAUCACUUACAGCUAAACUCGAGGGUCUCAAGAGAGAACGUGUUCAUGCUUCUAGAGUGCUCGCAGCUUAUCACGAGAAUCGAAGAGCUAAUCCUGACUCUAGUUUUAAUGGCAUUGCAGGAGGAUAUGAUUCUAGGAAGAUGGGAGACGAAGAUGACAGCUUUGGAUCUAGGACAUAUUGUAUAUUCUGCCGUCAAAUAAUCCCUCCUCAGAGAGGACCUCUCUAUUGCCGCCUUGAUAUCAACUGUACUUUCAGUCCUCACACUACUCCCGGCCGAUUACUAAAAUCAUGCGCCAAAUUGCCGCCACAAAUCUCUCACCCUUCCCAUCCACAGCACCCCCUCUCUCUUCUCUCUCGUCCGCCAUACGCUUCCAGUAGCUUCACCUGUGAUUCCUGCAAGAAUACUGGCCUUCACUUCGUCUAUCAUUGCGCCGAUUGCAAAUUCGAUUUGGACGUUUUGUGCGCUUCUCUCCUCCCUAGCCAAGGAGGCGGAGGCGACGACGAGACGACUGCUGGUUCGCAUUUAGGGCUUGAUGGAACCACGCUACAUUCAUGGAACGUUUACAGUAGACAUGAGAAAUUUGAGGUAUUGUGCUCAGCUUGUAGAUCUCCAAUUGAAUCGCAGAUCUGUGUUUGUCUGGAAUGCAAAGUGUUUAUGCAUAAAUCUUGUACUCUUUUGCCUACUAAGAUUAUGCAUCCAUUACAUAGCCUCCAUCCAUUGUCACUGUUUAAGUGGGAUUCAUUUUAUCCCUCUGAUGAUGGAUCGAGAGAGCAGCCGUGUGAAGGUUGUUGGGGAAAGAGAGGGCGAUGCAUUGCAUGUGGGGACGGAUUAGAAGGAAAUUAUGUUUAUCAGUGUUUGGACUGUCAAAUCAAAAUUGAUAUCAAAUGUUCAUUCCUCACUCCUAAAACCUAUGAUUUUCACGAUCAUCCUCUUGUUCUUGUGAACACGAGUUCCUUUGAUUGCAACUAUUGUCAGUGCAAAGAUUGCUCUCCAAUGCUGAGAUCUGUCAAUAAUUGUGAUUACAAUGUUCAUCUUCAUUGUGUUCCUUCACUUCCUCAAACAGUUGUGCGUAAACAUGUUCAUCCACUCAAACUUGCUGAUUAUCCGAUAAAAGACUAUGAUGAUGAGGCUGAUGAUGUUGAGUUGUAUUGCGAUGCCUGUGAGGAGCUUAGACCCUUGAAUGAUCCCACUUAUUAUUGUCAUGAAUGUCACUACGUUUCUCAUGUUCGAUGCGCCAUUUCUGAUGAAGACCUGCUUGAACUGGGUAAAGACUUGCCAUCUGUUUCUGAAUUAAACGACGAAAGUGAAGGCAAUUCCAUUGACAUGACGAACAAGGGGGGUGCAGAGGUGAUAAGAACAAAAGGGAAUAUAAUGCACGAGCGUUUAGUGCGUAACUGCAAGGAUUUGGACCAUCAGAUAGAAUCAGUUCAAUUAAGGCUACAAGAACUAGCGUCGAAACUAGAAGCACUCAACCUAGAACAAUCCCGGGUCAUUCAAUCAUCUCCUAAUCCUCCACCAAAUGUUAAUGUAUGUUAAUGGCAUUGGACUAUUGGAGGAUAUAUCGAUCAGGUUACACUUGCACAUUAAUUCUUGUUAAAUUCACUUUUAGUUGUCUUAAACCAUGUUUGAUUGUUAUUCUUCUUUGGUGUUUUUCUUCUACCAUCUUGAUUUGAUGUAUUAUAUUACAUUCCAUCUAAGGGCAAGAUGUUGAUUAUGA